AUGGCUUUAGUUUUCUCAUCAUCAACUACAGAAGGUUGGCCAGAACGUUGGUCAUCUUCAGCUAAAGUCCUCCUUCAUGCUGCUCCUCCUCCUGCUGCUCCGCCUCCCGUUGCUUCUCCUCCUUCUGCUCCUCCUUUUCCUGCUCCUCAUCCUCAUCCUGCUCCUCCUCCUGCUGCUCCUCCUCCUCAGGCUGCUCCUCCUCUCGCUCCUCCUCUAACUGCUCCUCCUCCUCAGGCUGCUCCUCCACCUGCUGCUCCUCCUCCCGCUGCUCCUCCUCCUCAGAUUGCUCCUCCGCAAGCUGCUCUUCCUCAGGCUGCUCCUCCGCAUGCUGCUCCUCCUCUAACUGCUCCUCCUCCAGCAGCUCCUCCUCAGAAUGCCCCUCCUCAGGCUGUUCCUCCUCCUGCUCCUCCUCCUGCUUCUCCUCCUCAGGCUGCUCCUCCUACUGCUCCUCCUCCGCAUGCUGCUCCUUUAACUGUUCCUCUCCUCCCGCUGCUCCUCCUCCUGCUGCUCCUUCUCUUGCUGCUUCCUCCUCCAGCUCCUCCUCCUCAGGCUGCUCCUCCGCAUGCUGCUCCUUUAACUGCUGUUCCUCCUCCCGCUGCUCCUCCUCUUCAGGCUGUUCCUCCUCCCGCUGCUCCACCUCAAGCUGCUCCUCCUUUUCAGGCUGCUCCUCCUCCUCCUCCCGCUGCUCCUCCUCCUGCUCCUCCUCCAGGUCCUCCUCCUCAGGCUGCUCCUCCUCAUGCUGCUGCUCCUCCUCCCGCUGCUCCCCUAUUGCUCCUCCUUCUCAGGCUGCUCCUCCUCUAA
Stegodyphus dumicola is the source of this 801-nucleotide messenger RNA. Its product is annotated as basic proline-rich protein-like. NCBI's taxonomy places the organism in Eukaryota, Metazoa, Arthropoda, Arachnida, Araneae, Eresidae. The record is from RefSeq and is a predicted model, not a curated record.